Molecule: messenger RNA, 985 nt
Organism: Cheilinus undulatus (humphead wrasse)
Lineage: Eukaryota; Metazoa; Chordata; Actinopteri; Labriformes; Labridae
Exons: 8
Coding region: 254-985 (243 amino acids)
Biological process (GO): lipid transport
Molecular function (GO): lipid carrier activity
Source: RefSeq, a predicted model, not a curated record
UCGCAGCACGGGCGUGGACCGCGGCGUCGGGUGCAUCGUGGAAAUUGGUGAUUGCCUCCAGACGGAAUCAAAUCUCUGUGAUUCAAGUUGUGCUGGCUUCUCCAGCCCUGAUUUGUCUUUUCAGAGAGGAGUGAGGUAUACAUACAGAUACAGGACAACGAUCACCACAACUCUUCAUGGCUCUAGUGCAGGCAGGAAUGGACUGGCUUUGGACUGUGUGGUUGAUAUUGACGUGAUUUCAAAGUGUCACCUUAUGAUGCAGAUCAGGAAUCCUCAGAUAAAGCGGCUGUCCCCUCAAAAGGAACACUCUGUGCAGAGACUGAAGAGCUUGAGGGAUUCACUGGAGAGAGCGCGCCUCAAGUUCUCCCUCCAGGGGGGAAAGGUCACGGCCCUCUGUCUCCAGGAGGGGGAGCAGGUGUGGGCCCUCAACAUCAAGAGGGCUCUACUGAGCAUGCUCCAGACCUCCCGCUCCGCCUCUAAACAGGAAUUACAAAAGGAGAUGGAUUUUUACGGGACGUGCACCAGCAGGUAUGAGAGGCGAGGACCUUUGCUGUUAAAAAGCAGGGCGCUAAAAGAGUGCCACCAGUCCAGGCUGGCAAAUUUCUGGCCUCAUUCAGUACCUAUGACUGAAGAUACAUCAGUGCAGUCCCAGCUGCACUGUCUUCAGCGGCAUGGAUCCACAGUGAUGGAAGAAGUCAACUGUACUGAAACUGUUUCCAUGGCAACAUGGUCCGGGACUACAGGGCUUGUAAAGACCCAAACGGUGUCCACGUUGCUCCUGCUCAGGGCCCAGCCAGGGACUCCUUCAGACACAGAUCCUUUAGGUCAUGGUGUGCUCACUGAUCUGCAGUUUGAGGAUGAAGGGACUGCAAGGCCAGGAAAAACCAGAGCAUCAGCACUGCAGCAUGCUGGCCAAACUGUUAGGAUGUUGUGUAGCCUCACAUCAGAUCCACAACAGGUAGGCCUGAACAGGAUUCAGGUUUGA